Messenger RNA from Cutaneotrichosporon oleaginosum, 2160 nucleotides. RefSeq lists its product as uncharacterized. Gene Ontology annotation, molecular function: protein binding. Lineage: Eukaryota; Fungi; Basidiomycota; Tremellomycetes; Trichosporonales; Trichosporonaceae. The record is from RefSeq and is a predicted model, not a curated record.
UGAGAAGUAGCGAGAAGAAGGAAGGUGGAGGUGGGCAGAUGACUCACGCGUCAUCACCGCCGGCAUCCCGUCGGCCGGACACGUGAGCCGCACGUGCAUGCACUUCACCUCCACCGCGUUGAAAUCACCUCGAUGUCACAACAACACCCUCCCCCAACACAAUGGCAUCCGGCGACGCGCCGCAGGCCCAGCGCCUCUACCGCGCCGGCAUGGAAGCAUACGGGCGCAAAGCGUAUGAAGAAGCGCUGAGCGCGUUCGACCGGGCCAUAGCCCUCGGCGACCGCAGCUGGAAGGUGCAGGACGCGAAAGCGGCCGCGAUGAACAAGAUGGGCGGCGCAUGGCGGAACUCGGCGUUCGAACUCUCCUCCUCCCUCUGCAAAAAGUACGGCGACAAGAGCGCGCGCCCAUGGUAUCGCGUCGCGAGCAUCCUGCUGGACCUGGACCUGCUGGACGCCGCCGAGCGGAGCAUUACGCGCGGCCUGGCGCUCGCGGCGCCGGACGCGCGCCCGCCGCUGCAGGACUUGCGCGCGGCGGUGCGCCGCAAACGCGCGCUCGUUGCUGCACGGCGCGACGCGUGCGCCGUCCAAGCCGCGGCCGCCCGCAAAGCCGCCAUGUGCUUCACCCACCUCCUCUCCCCCGACAUUUUGUAUCUCGUCGCGCGCUCCGGCGGCGCCGACGCGCCCCUCCGCCUCGCAGGCGUGUGUCGCGACUGGCGCGCCGCGAUGCUGGCGCACACCUCGCUGUGGCGCGACUUGCGCCUCGCGCGGCGCCGCCCCGCCGCGAAAGCCGCGCUGUGGAUGCAGCGCGCGGGCGGCCGGCUGCGCCGCGUGGAAAUCACGCGCGCCGUGCCGGACGCGGACGCGGCCGCCGUCGCGGCCGAGCUGGCGCCCGCGCUCGCGCACGUCGAGAGCAUCACGUUCGCCGACCUCUCCGACCCCGCCGCGGGCAAGUACGCUGCCGCGUGGCGCGGGCAGUGCCGCGCCCUCCGUGAGCUGCGUGUGCGCGCGCACACGAUGGCGGCGCGUCUGUCGAUGUUUACCCUCCUCCAUCCCGACUGCGGGACGCUCGAGCGCGUCGAGAUGACGGGUCCACACCCCGGCGCGCUGACUGCACACCCGUUCGGCAUCGGCCCGCCGUUCCCGCUCGCGCCGGCGCACCUCGCGUCCCUCCGCCACCUCGUAAUCGGGCAGGGGACGCUGACCGCGCAACAGCCGUGGGUGCUUGCGCUCGCGGCCGCCGCGCCGCGCCUCGAACACCUCGAAGUGCGCUGCACGACCCAGUGCACCCCCGCCGACGCAGACGCAGACGACCCGGACCCCCUCACGCUCGAGCACCUCACACACUUGGACGUGUGCGACCGCCUCGCCUUGCAUCAGCCGGGCGAGACGCUCCUCACGCCCAACCUCGCCUCGUACUCCGCAUGGAACUGGCACGCACGCUCGGCCCCCGGCCCCCCGUUGCCUGUGCUCGACGUCCUCCGCAGCCUCCCGCGCACACUCACGACGCUCGACAUCGGGCGCUGCGCGCUCGACCAGGCCGCGCUCCUCGCCCUCCUCCCCGACUUUACGGCGCUCCGCUUCCUCAACCUCUCCUUCUGCGGCGUCGACAACACGCUCCUCGAAGCGCUCGUGACCGGCCUCCUGCCCACCCUCAUGGCCCUAAGUCUCGCGGGACACGACAGCCUCUCCGCCGGCCCGCUCCGGCGGCUGGUCUUCUCCCGGCUCGGCAUCGAGCCUGCGCCAGCGCGGCCCGCUGCGCGCCCCAAGUCGGCCUUUGCGCCAAAGCGCAGAGCUCCACAGCCCAAGCCCGAGCCCCAGGCCCAGCCCGAGCCGGCCCGGCCACGCACCCCCAUCACCUGGAUCUGCGUGGACCAGUGCAACGCCAUGGCCGUCGACAUCCUCGAUGCGCUGCGUGCCCACGUGCCCUUCAUCUCGAACCAUAACGGCGCGCUCGUUGAGGACCGCGUGCGCGGCCGCGGCGCGUACGCUUGGGACGUGGGCGGCGCGGACGCUGAGGCGGGCGACUGCGCGCCCGCCGGGUGCCAUCUGCGCAAGCGUCGGCGCGACGACGGCUCAUGGUAUGUGCACCACGACAGCACGUGCAAGGCCGCGCGGGCAGAACGGUAGACAGUAGGCGGUAGCAUGCAUUACAUAGAAAGGG